This is a messenger RNA of Linnemannia hyalina, 1371 nucleotides long. The record is from the annotation of a GenBank genome assembly. Lineage: Eukaryota; Fungi; Mortierellomycota; Mortierellomycetes; Mortierellales; Mortierellaceae.
AUGGCACAACCGACUCAUCAGGAACAGGAACAGGAACAGGAGGAACAAUCCACACUCAGGAUCGCUGUCGUCGGCGGCCCUCAGUAUGACAGAUUGUACAGCAGGCUGGCGACCUUUGAGGCAAAGACUGGGAUCCAUGUCGAGAUUGUUUACAAGGGCUCGCAUCCCGAAUUGAACGACUAUAUCGCCACUGCCUUCCCUCCUGCCGACAACAACAACAACAACACUAGUACCUACAAAACACCAGAGCUGGAUCUGAUAUCGACACAUAUCAAAUACGCGCCCUCGCAGGCCCACUACCUCCAGGAACUCGAUUCUUUGUCCGUCUCCCAGGAAGAUCAGGACAAGUUCUUGGACUCGGCAUUGGAGGCGUGCAAGAUCCAGGGGAAACUGAUGCAACUGCCACGGAUGGUCGAUAGUAGGGUCUUGUUCUACAGAGCGGAUGUCCUGGAGAAACUUGGACUGGAUCCGGCCCAGACUUGGCAGGAUCUUGCAAAGUGUGCCAGCAUCAUUGGCCAGGCAUUCCUGCCUGUGGGGACCAGUGGUCAACAUUCGCCGGAGGAAAAGGAUUCAAGGGUGGCCAAGGUAGAGGUAAUGCAGGGGUAUGUGUUUCCGGGAAAACUGUCAGGGCUAUUUGGGACGUUUUACGAGCUCGCCAUGAUGGAGAUGCGUCACCCCGAGGCCCUCUUUGACAAGGAAAAUCGACCAGUGUUUGAGGAAUCGACUGUGGUGCCUGUGCUCCGUUAUAUGCGCGACUUGGUCGAAACGGGGGCUGUACCUGCCGACAUUGACCACUACUACUUUGAUCAAGUUUCGAGCAUGUUUGCAGAAGGAAAAGUGGCGAUUGUGGCAGAUUGGCCUUCUUUCUACAAAGACAUGAAACAACGACUGAAGAAAGUUCCAGGAGCCAAGGUCAAGGUGAUGCGGUAUCCCGUGGGAGCGAAUGGAUCACGAUCGGCAUACUCUGGAAUGCAUUCGUUUGCGAUCCCCAAGAGCUGUCGGUAUCCUCAAGAAGCGCUUCGACUGCUCAAGUUUCUGGUAGACGAUGAGCAACAGUGGCUGGAGGCGACAGAGUCCGGCAGUUUUCCGACCAAGAAGGCGGUGCUCCAGAGGCUGGUUGAUAGGACCGAAGAAGUGGCGGCGGCGGCAGUGAAGAAGGGUAGCAGUGACGACGAGGCGCAAUUGGACAGCGAGCGGCUGGGUUGUUUACGAGCCACUGUCGAAGAGGAUAUGGCCAUGUUCCCUCACCUGUUGACGUACCCGGAGCUGGAGGAUGCAUUGUACCCCAUGAUCCAGGAUGCUAUGAUGGGUCGUCUGUCGCCUGAGGAAGCAGCUCGCCAGAUGAAGUCAAGAGCUUUGCGACCUUUUUGA